Messenger RNA from Dracunculus medinensis (Guinea worm), 615 nucleotides. The record is from the annotation of a GenBank genome assembly. Lineage: Eukaryota; Metazoa; Nematoda; Chromadorea; Rhabditida; Dracunculidae.
AUGGUGCUUUAUUUGGUUAGUUUAGCUGGAUGUAUAUGUUUUUCAUACGUUAUUCUACUGUAUGCAUUUGAUUAUAAUGGUUUCGAUAGGAAUAAUCCGCGAAGUAUUAAAAGAAGAUUUAUUGCUGCAGUUAUAAAUAAUUUUUUCGCUAUUGUAAUAACUUAUAAUGUUCUCAACGAGUACAAUAUGGGCAAAAAAGAUGAUAUCGCUUUCCGUUCAACACAUCCAUUAUUCACUAUGGGAAUACAUUUUAAAGGAUUUUUUAAUGCGAUAAUCUUACCGGCAAUAUUAACAAAUAUUUGUUACUUUGGUACAUGGGUAAUUACUUAUAAUGAUGAUUUUUUGGAAUGGAAGGAGAAUUUGAAAAAUUUAUUGUGGAUUCGAGACACGCUCAUGGCACCUGUAACGGAAGAAUUGGCAUUUCGAUCUUGCGCUGCAACACUUAUUUUACAGUGCAUGUCACCAAUUACGACAAUCUUUUUUGCACCACUGCCAUUUGCUAUUAGUCAUCUUCAUCAUGUUUUUGACGAUAUGAGAAGAGGCAGAACAGUGAAGGAAGCCAUUUUCAAAAGAAGUAAUACAGUUUGUUUUAUGAGAUGCGGUGCAUUGAUAUGA